UGUGCAGUGUGUUUCCAGUCACAUUUUGACCAAUACCGCUGAGGUUGGAUUUUCCGGGAGCGCAGCACAUUUUCUCUCAUCGUUUCUGCGUUGUUUCCUGGGAGAUUCACCACGCGGUACUUUAUAGGUGUGAGGCUGGAGAAUCACACCUCGCCGUCGGUUAAUCCACGACCAAAGCUGUAAGUGGGCUUCAGAUCCGGUUGGCACACUAUUGGUAUGCUUAUGAAAUAGGAUUUCGUGUACCACCACCAUAUUGUUGUGUCGAAGCGAGCUUGAAGCAAGCUCGACGCUAAUAGUGAGAAAGCUACGCUUUUUUAAUGCACAUUUAUAAAUAGUUGCAUCUUUUUGAAUGUAGUAUAUAUGCUUUGGAAGCCAAGACGCAAUGAAGACUCAUGUAAAAGGUUACGGAGGUUCUCUCUUUGAGAGUCAGCCACUACACCCUAAGCUUUUGCCACCUACUGGAUCGAAGGAUUUUGAUGGAAAGUAUUCACACCUAAUGUCUAGCAUAUCGACAACUGUUGAUGAUGAGGAUCAACAUUUGUUGUCAGCUGUUUUGGAAAAAAUUUCCUUAUCUGCUAGGGAUUUCGGUGGCUAUUCAGGUUAUUACUCUGACGAUCCAGAUAGUGAAAUUCUCAGGAAAUCUGAACUAUAUCCUAGUUCGUACACUGAGUCGUUGGCAGAUAUCACUUGCAAUGAUUCUUAUUCUACAGCAUCUGAAGUAUCCUCGGUAAUGCCAAGUUUUAAAUGGAGUUCUGCGGCACCCAAUAGCUGCUUCGGUACGGAGAAAGCUCAGUUAUAUGAACGCCUGUUCGAUUCUUACAUCACGUUAUUUAAUUCUGAGUCAUAUGAAACGAAGCCGACACAAUGGGAUGAAUACAAGAAUGGUUAUUUACCAGCAACCCCUUCUUGGGAUGCCGUUGAUGCUUUGACGGGUUUUGACAGUCGUAGCAUCCCUGAACGUUCCAACACACUUGCGGUGAAGAAUGAAGACACACACCGCUUGCAUAGUCCACCUAAUGCAGUUGACAAGAGCAAAAGUCUCUGGAAGCGAAAACGCAAUAAAUUCAAAACACUAGAGAAGAGGGCCAUUCCUCAGCUUACAGGUCAAGAUUUUCAAGACGCUGUAGAUUUUUUGAAGCGUAUCCUCAACUCCCUUUAUGAGGAUCAAAUUCCGCCUACAUUUUUCAACGUGCGGAGCAGAUUUGUCGAAUUUGACACUAAGAACAUCCCGGUUGAGCACAUUAUGAACAUAUGCCAGCGUCGCCAAGACAUUUUCAGGGUUGAGGUAAACGAGGAGUUAAACCAGACAUACAUUUACUUUGUGAAGCCUCCAUCAUAUUUCAAGAACUGGAUUGACCGUAACAAUUUGACGGACAUAUACCCGGAGACGAUGUGGGAGCAGUUUUUGGACUUUCUCGUUGAGCUUGUAAACAACCCUGACCAAACAAUGCCAGUAUUUCCCGGUAGUAUUUACGGUACUGCCAAGGUGUUCCAGAAAUUGGAACUGCCAUUUUUUGAGGGUAUGACCCUCGGCACUUUAUGUCACAUUGUGCAACUCGCUGUUAGAGUUCGCAAGUAUUUGAUGUAUGAGUUGAAAACUCUGAAGCCGAAUUUGCUUUCUAUUUUGCAGGCGUGUAUAAAGCGCACUAAAUGAAGUUUACAGCCUAAUGUCUUUUCUUA
Molecule: messenger RNA, 1680 nt
Organism: Babesia bovis T2Bo
Lineage: Eukaryota; Apicomplexa; Aconoidasida; Piroplasmida; Babesiidae
Product: OST-HTH Associated domain family protein
Exons: 1
Coding region: 383-1654 (423 amino acids)
Source: RefSeq, a predicted model, not a curated record